Knipowitschia caucasica is the source of this 2367-nucleotide messenger RNA. The record is from the annotation of a GenBank genome assembly. NCBI's taxonomy places the organism in Eukaryota, Metazoa, Chordata, Actinopteri, Gobiiformes, Gobiidae.
AUGGUAGUGGCAGUGCCCCUUCUGAACGUUAGAGAAAGCCAUGGUCUGCAUCUGAGCUGGGACCUGUCAGAGAGCGCUGACUACAGGGAGGAAAGGGAGGAGGAGAGGGAGGAGGAGAGGGAGGAGGAGAGGGAGGAGGAGAGGGAGGAGGAGAGGGAGGAGGAGAGGGAGAAGGAGAGGGAGGAGGAGAGGGAGGAGGAGAGGGAGGAGGAGAGGGAGGAGGAGAGGGAGGAGGAGAGGGAGGAGGACAGAAGAGGGAGGAGAGAGGAGAGGGAGGAAGUGACGAAGACGAUUGAGGACGAAGAGAGGAGACACGUGACCUCAGGGAGAGCGAGGAAGGACCGCAACGAGACCUCAGCCAGAGAGAGGAAGGACCACAACGAGCCCAGCCCUUUUUCACGGCUCUCUCCACAGUUCUGGCUUCCGGACACCUUCGGUUACUCAGCGCAGCUUCCUCAGAUCAUGAAGGGCAGCGGCGUUUCCAACUUUCUGACGCAGAAGCUGAGUUGGAACUUGGUCAACACUUUCCCCCACAACACGUUUUUCUGGGAAGGACUCGACGGUUCUCAGGUCCUCACUCAUUUCCCUCCUGGAAAUUCCUACGAAAUGAAAGGGAAAGUGGAAGAUCUCGUGAAAACAGUGAGAAACAACAAAGACAAAGGACGAGCCAAUCACAGCGCAGCGUUGUUUGGCUUCGGCGAUGGAGGCGGCGGUCCCACUCAGCUCAUGUUGGACCGACUGCAGCGGGUCCAGGACACAGACGGACUUCCCAGGGUGAGGAUGUCGUCUCCUGACGCUCUCUUCUCUGCUCUGAGGUCAGACAGUGAUCUGCUCUGCACCUGGAGCGGGGAGCUGUUCCUGGAGCUGCACAACGGAACCUACACCACACAGGCACAGAUAAAACGUGGGAACCGAGAGUGUGAGACUCUGCUCCAUGACGUGGAGGUGUCCAGCUGCCUGUCCCUGUGCAGACACCGGAGCUUCACAUACCCCGCCGAGAGGCUGCAGCCGCUCUGGAGGCUUUUGCUUCUGAACCAGUUCCAUGACGUGAUCCCCGGGAGCUGCAUCGAGCUCGUGGUGGAGGACGCUCUCAGAUAUUAUCAAGAGAUCCGAGACUCUGGUUCUCAGCUGCUGGAGAAGGCCUUGUCGUCUCUGGACGGCGGCAGCUCUCCGGCCGUGUUCAACUCUCUGUCGUGGGGCCGCGAGGAAGUGGUCCACGUCCCCCACGAGACCGGAGCCUCGGAGUUAGCUCUGGUGCAGGUCCCCAGUGUCGGCUUCUCUCCGGUCAAACCAACAAAACCUCAGAAUCCAGUUUCCGCCACGGUCCAGGCCGACGGGACGAUCCUGAUGCAGAACGGCAUUUUGAGAUGUGUCGUAAACAAAGAUGGCACCUUGGCGUCGCUGCGUCUCGUGGCAUCAGGGAGAGAGUCUCUCCUGGACGGCUGUAAAGGAAACCAGUUUGUCCUGUUUGACGAUGUGCCUCUGUACUGGGACGCCUGGGACGUCAUGGACUACCACCUGCAGACCAGGAGGCCGGUGGUGGAGCUGCUGCAGGCGGCUCACGUCCUGAGCUCAGAUCCGCUGAGAGCCACUGUCCGGGUCACUCUGAGGAUCAGCGACCGCAGCAGCAUCACACAAGACCUGGUCCUGGACGCACACUGCCCCUACCUCAGGUUCAACACACAGGUGGUGUGGGAGGAGGCGCAUAAGUUCCUGAAGGUGGAGUUCCCGGUCCGUGUCCACAGUCCCAACGCCACCUACGAGAUCCAGUUUGGACACCUGCAGAGGCCCACGCACCGCAACACCUCCUGGGACUGGGCCCGGUUUGAGGUCUGGGGUCACAAAUGGGCCGAUCUGUCCGAGCACAACUUCGGAGUGGCUCUUCUGAACGACUGUAAAUACGGAUACUGUGUGAACAAAAACACCAUGACCCUGUCGCUACUGAGAGCUCCCAAGGCUCCGGACGCCAACGCAGACAUGGGCUCCCACCGGUUCAGCUACGCCGUCAUGCCACACGCAGGGAGUUUCCAGGAGGCGUCGGUGAUCCAGGCGGCCCACAACCUGAACCACCCCCUGAGGCUGAUGCGCUGUGUCCCUGAGGCCGGGCCCUGGAGCGCCUUCUCCCUCAGCAGUCCUGCCGUCAUCCUGCAGACGGUCAAACGGGCUGAGGAGCAGAGCCGGACCCUGGUGCUGCGUCUGUAUGAAUCCCAUGGGAGCUCAGUGACUGUGUCUUUAUCCACUCCUCUCCCCGUGAAAGAAUCCUGGCACUGUGACCUCCUGGAGCGGAAAGACCCCAGUCGCCCUGCGCAGCUCUCUCAUCUGGACUUCACACCCUUUCAAAUCGUUUCACUUCUUCUCCUGAUGUGA